AUGGCACCCCUUAUCGCUUCGCAGGAGGAACUCCAACGUAGACGGAUUGUCGAUAUCAAUGCCGAAACCGUCUCUAACUUCGCCUCGACAGAUUUCCCCGGUCACUGGCCUGGCGAGUCGCACGAAUGGAAUCUGCAAAAAUUCCGUGAUAACUUCAGCGUCGAGUUCCACCGGAACGAGCAAUUCGAAGCUUCCUUCUCGCUGGUCGGCGUCGAUGCCUCGAUCGCCAAUGCCUUCCGCCGCAUCCUCAUGGCCGAGGUGCCCAGCAUCGCCAUCGAAUUCGUCUUCGUCCACAACAACACCUCCGUCAUCCAGGACGAGGUGCUCGCGCAGCGGCUGGGUCUGAUCCCCCUCAAGGGCUCCGUGGAGGGCAUCAACUGGAUGCGGUGGUUCAAGAAACCCACCGAGGACGAUCCGGAGGGCGGCAGCACCCCGAGCGACUUCAACACGAUCGUCCUGCGCCUGGACGUCAAGUGUGAGAAGAACCCCCACGCCGCCGCCGGCGAGGACGACCCCCGCAAGCUCUACAAGCACGCCCACGUCUACGCCCGGGACAUCACCUUCCACCCGGUCGGUCGGCAGGAGCAGUUCUUCGUGGGCGACGACGCCAUCCAGCCCGUCAACCCGGACAUCCUGAUCGCCAAGCUGCGCCCCGGCCAGAAGAUCGACAUGGAGCUGCACGUCGUCAAGGGCAUCGGCGCCGACCACGCCAAGUUCUCCCCCGUUGCGACCGCCUCCUACCGUCUCCUGCCCGACAUCAAGAUCCUGCGCCCCAUCGUCGGCGAGGACGCGCACAAGUUCGUCAAGUGCUUCCCCGCCGGGGUCAUCGGCCUGGAGCAGGUCACCCGGGAGGAGGCGUCGCAGAAGGGAAGCGGCUACGAGGGUCACGAGGGCGAGAUGAAGGCUGUCGUGCGCGAUGCCUUCAAGGACACUGUCAGCCGCGAGUGUCUCCGACACGAAGAGUUCCAGGGCAAGGUGAAGCUCGGUCGCUUCCGUGAUCACUUCAUCUUCAACGUGGAGAGCGUUGGCCAGUUCGACAGCGACGUGCUGUUCUUGGAGAGCGUGAAGGUGCUGAAGCUGAAAUGCGCGAGAUGGAAGCGGGGCCUCGUUGACCUUGCGCGCUAA
Aspergillus aculeatus ATCC 16872 is the source of this 1125-nucleotide messenger RNA. Its product is annotated as DNA-directed RNA polymerase core subunit RPC40. Gene Ontology annotation, cellular component: RNA polymerase III complex; RNA polymerase I complex. The transcript is spliced from 3 exons. Gene Ontology annotation, biological process: DNA-templated transcription. NCBI's taxonomy places the organism in Eukaryota, Fungi, Ascomycota, Eurotiomycetes, Eurotiales, Aspergillaceae. The record is from RefSeq and is a predicted model, not a curated record. The coding region runs from base 1 to 1125 and encodes 374 amino acids. Gene Ontology annotation, molecular function: protein dimerization activity; DNA binding.